Messenger RNA from Limanda limanda (common dab), 2540 nucleotides. It is a transcript of the gene grk5l, whose product is annotated as G protein-coupled receptor kinase 5 like. Gene Ontology annotation, molecular function: G protein-coupled receptor kinase activity; ATP binding. Gene Ontology annotation, biological process: protein phosphorylation; signal transduction; regulation of signal transduction. The record is from RefSeq and is a predicted model, not a curated record. Bases 424 to 2178 code for a protein of 584 amino acids. NCBI's taxonomy places the organism in Eukaryota, Metazoa, Chordata, Actinopteri, Pleuronectiformes, Pleuronectidae. Gene Ontology annotation, cellular component: cytoplasm. The transcript is spliced from 16 exons.
CAACCCCUGCUGUUGUGAUGUGAAGCUGGCCGGAUCCUGCUCCACAGAAUCCGCCGAGAGGGAGCACCCGGUUCUCCUUCGUUGUAAUCGGCUGCCUCCAGAAAAACUUCAUGGUUCCCCGCAUCGGAGCAGAGGUCCCGCACCCGAGUCCCGCAUGGAACGACUGCGGGCGGAUUGGAGUAGACAUGCAGCGCCGCACUUCCAGCCCACAACAAGGAGAACCAUGCCCAGUUUACAUUGCAAGCAAAUCUAUGACAUCCUGUUUUAUCUGUUACGACUUUGAUACGUGCGAGGUUUGCCCGGGCACCGACGAGGAGUGAAGAGGACACGCACGGCUCACAAACUGAAGGACGCUGCUGCUGCUGCUGCUUAUUUUUUUUUCGCACCAGAGAACCGAAAUCCCCUGCAUUUCAAUUUUUCUUGAUGGAGCUGGAGAAUAUAGUAGCCAACACUGUACUGCUUAAAGCCAGAGAGGGUGGCGGAGGAAAGCGCAAAGGGAGGAGCAAAAAAUGGAAGGAGAUCCUUCGCUUCCCCCAUAUAAGCCAGUGCACUGAGCUGGGGAGCAGCAUCGAGAGGGACUAUGUCAGCUUCUGUGAGAAACAGCCCAUUGGAAGGCUCCUCUUCCGUCUUUACUGUGAGACCAGACCUAAACUGCAACGAUGCAUCCAGCUGCUGGACGCAAUGGAAGACUAUGAGGUGACACCUGAUGAAAAACGAAAAAGCAGAGGGAACCAAAUCAUCAAGACUUUUCUCUCAGAACAAUCACCUCAGCGUGUAGACAUAGCAGAGGUCUUUGCAGACCAGUGCAGAGAGAACCUCGAGCUCAGUCCAUGUAAGGAGAUCUUCGACAGCUGCCGCAAGGUCGUUCAUGACUACCUGAGUGGAGCUCCGUUUGAAGAUUACCAGAACUCCAUGCACUUUGACCGGUUCCUGCAGUGGAAGAUACUGGAGAGGCAACCAAUCACGAAGGACACAUUCAGACAGUACCGAGUGCUGGGCAAGGGGGGGUUCGGAGAGGUGUGUGCCUGCCAGGUCAGAGCGACGGGGAAGAUGUACGCCUGCAAAAAGCUGGAGAAGAAGAGGAUAAAGAAGAGGAAAGGAGAGUCAAUGGCGUUCAACGAGAAACAGAUUCUAGAGAAAGUCAACAGUAGAUUUGUUGUGAGCUUAGCAUAUGCCUACGAGACCAAAGACGCUCUGUGUCUGGUGCUGACCAUCAUGAACGGCGGAGACCUGAAGUUUCACAUCUACAACAUGGGCACGCCGGGAUUCGAGAAGGACAGGGUCCAAUUUUACGCAGCUCAGAUCUGCUGUGGACUGGACGACCUUCACAGGGAAUGUAUUGUCUACAGGGACCUGAAACCAGAGAAUAUCCUAUUAGAUGACAAUGGACACAUCCGUAUUUCUGAUCUGGGGCUGGCCAUCAAAGUGCCUAAAGGGGACCUCAUCCGAGGCAGGGUUGGGACUGUUGGUUAUAUGGCUCCGGAGGUGAUAAACAAUGAAAAGUACGGCAUGAGUCCUGAUUGCUGGGGUCUGGGAUGUCUCGUCUACGAGAUGACCGCUGGACGAUCGCCCUUCCGCGCCCGCAAAGAGCGAGUGAAGCGGGAAGAGGUGGAGAGGAGGGUGCAGGAGGAUGAGGAAGAGUACAGCGACAAGUUUACAGAGGACACCAAGGCCGUCUGUAGAUUGCUGCUGACCAAAGACCCCAAGCAGAGGCUGGGGUGCCAGGCAGAUGGAGCAGCGAGUGUCAAGGCCCACGCAUUUUUCAAAAACAUCAACUUCAAGAGGCUGGAGGCUGGAAUAGUGGAGCCGCCCUUUGUGCCUGAUCCUCGGGCAGUGUACUGCAAGGAUGUUUUGGACAUUGAGCAGUUCUCCACGGUCAAGGGAGUAAAUUUGGACCAAACUGACAAUGACUUCUACUCCAAAUUUACUACAGGCUGCGUUUCCAUCCCAUGGCAGAAUGAGAUGAUAGAAACUGAAUGCUUCAGAGAUUUGAAUGUGUUUGGGCCUCAAGGGGCGAGACCCCCAGAUCUGGACUGGAAUCAGCCUCCAGAGCCGCCCAGACGCAGCCUGUUGGACAGGAUCUUCAGGAGGCAUCACCCAGAGGUGUCUAUUUCCCAGAGCCGUGUGCAGUCUUCCAGUGUGAACUCUGUGGACUCCAUGUCCAACUCUGCCCCCUAGUGGCACAGUGACUGUGUGGGAGCCACACACACACAAUGGGAAGGAGCUCCGAGGGGCUUCCCUGCUGCUGAUUGGUCCACAUCCGGGGCCUGAGCAGCAGCCGGAGACAGCCUGUCUAAUAGCCUAAAUGGUCAGCCCAUGGGGUGGGGGUGGGUGACCGGGCCCUUAGACCCUGGGCAUUUGUAUUGGGAUGGUCAAUGUUGCAGAGACGUUUGGAAAAUAUUCGGACUAACCUAACUCACCCUCAGGAUUGUUGGACUAUAGAACAGAGCCACUGAUGUUGAUGAAAACAGGUUAAGAUAGAAAACAAGCUAAUAUUCAGGGGAUCCACUGUAUAAUAAAGACCGCCACAGGGAAUAGAA